This is a messenger RNA of Nymphalis io (European peacock), 3731 nucleotides long. Its product is annotated as N-acetylgalactosaminyltransferase 6-like. NCBI's taxonomy places the organism in Eukaryota, Metazoa, Arthropoda, Insecta, Lepidoptera, Nymphalidae. Bases 173 to 2011 code for a protein of 612 amino acids. The record is from RefSeq and is a predicted model, not a curated record. The transcript has 13 exons. Gene Ontology annotation, cellular component: Golgi apparatus.
ACAAUCAGGUUUCCAAAACAGUGAAAGAUCUAAAAUUCCAAAGAAAAAUUGUAUUGUAUAAAUUGUGGUAUUUACUAUUUCAAGUACUUUUACUUGCAUGUCUAUAAUGACGCAGAUAAGUCUUUAAUAUUAAAUAUAUAUAAACUGUUGUAUUUAGAAUAAGAAUAGACAUAUGAUAGUGAUGAGGCGAUACUUUUUAAGAAUUUUGAGGCUUCGCAACCUUUUAGCCAUUACAUCAUUAGUCAUAUUACUGUACUUAGUCAAAAACAUCACUGAAAUUAAAACAAUAGCAGAUGUUGCCAAACCAGUCCAAGAAUCGUUAAAAAGCAUUUUACAGACAGAAAAUGAUGGAGAAUACUUUGUACCAACCAGCAUAAAGAAAAUUGACUGGCAUAAUUAUCAACAAAUUGACUAUGAAAGAAAACGUGUUGGUAUUGGAGAACAUGGUCUACCAGCUCACCUUCCACAGAAAGAUUCUGCAAUAGAGAAGGAACUUUACUCUGUAAAUGGUUUUAAUGGAGCUCUUAGUGACAAGAUACCUCUUAAUCGCUCUCUACCGGACAUACGUCAUCAAGGGUGCCAUAAGAGAAUGUACAUAGAGUCCUUGCCUACAGUCAGUGUUGUUGUGCCUUUUCAUAAUGAACACUGGAGUACAUUGCUCAGAACUGCAUACAGUGUACUUAACAGAUCACCGACAUUUUUAAUAAAAGAAGUAUUUCUUGUUGAUGAUGCCAGCACUAAAGAUUUCCUCGGAAAAAAACUAGAUGAUUAUGUAUCGAAACAUAUGCCUAAAGUUAAAAUUAUUCGCUUGGAGAACCGUAGUGGUCUAAUCGCUGCAAGAUUAGCCGGAGCCAAGCAGGCGAGUGCUGACGUUUUGUUGUUUUUGGACUCGCACACUGAAGCUAAUGUCAACUGGCUACCACCUCUGCUAGAGCCGAUCGCACUGAACCCCCGCACGGUGGUGUGUCCGUUCAUCGACGUGGUGGCUUUCGACACGUUCGAGUACCGCGCGCAGGACGAGGGCGCUCGCGGCGCCUUCGACUGGGAGCUGUUCUACAAGCGCCUGCCCGUGCUGCCGCAGGACCUGCAGCGCAUGCCGGAGCCCUUCGAGAGCCCGGUGAUGGCGGGUGGGCUGUUCGCGAUCUCACGCGUGUUCUUCUGGGAGCUCGGCGGGUACGACGCCGGCCUGGAUAUCUGGGGCGGGGAGCAGUACGAGCUCAGCUUCAAGAUUUGGCAGUGCGGGGGUCGCAUGCUGGACGCGCCGUGUUCCCGUGUGGGACACAUAUACCGCAAGUUCGCGCCCUUUCCGAACCCCGGACACGGAGAUUUCGUGGGACGGAAUUACAGACGUGUGGCUGAGGUGUGGAUGGAUGAGUACGCGCAGUACUUGUACCGUCGUCGCCCGCACUACUUGCGCAUCGAACCCGGAGACCUGACCCAGCAGAAGGCUCUGCGGGAGAAGCUACACUGUAAAUCCUUCCGCUGGUUCAUCACGCAGGUCGCUUUUGAUCUGACGGCGAAAUACCCGCCGAUCGAACCGAAUCCAUUUGCAGAAGGACAGAUACGGCCGGCGUACCAGCCGUCGCUGUGCGUGGACGCGCACCGCGGCGCGCAGCUGUCGGCGCUGCAGCUCACGGCGUGCGCGCGCGCCGCCGCCGCCGAGCUGGACUUCGUGCUGUCGUGGCACAAGGACGUGCGGUCCAAGAAUAGAAACAUGUGCUGGGAUGUGCCUGAUUCUUCUCCCAAGAGUCCAAUACUUCUGUACAGCUGUCACCUCGGUGGAGGAAAUCAAUUAUGGAGAUAUUACCCGGAUACAAAACGCUUGAAGCACGGCACCAACGACAAUUGUCUAGACUGGGAUCCGUCCACGCGCGCUCUGUACAUCAAACCCUGUGCAGACUCCUCCGAAACUCAGGAGUGGAUCAUAGACAACGUAGACCAUGACAUGUUAGAGAAGUGGGACAACAUCGCAAAACGAGUCUAUGGUCCGGUUGAAACAUACAAUGAGUAAAUAAUAUUUCGAUUUUUAUGUUAUUAAAUGAAAGGCAAACCGUAAAUUUAUGAAUCAUAGCGAAAUAUCAUACUUAGGACUAAAAAAGCACGCAAAACACUAUUUUAUUUUUAAGGUAUUUUUGUCUAUUCGUAAGAACUUGUAAUGUCUAAAUCUGUUUUCGAUGUGAUUUUUAAAUUUCGACUUGAGUCUUGUCUGCUGUCAGUAGCGUGCACAAACUAGAAUUUAUAUUAUGUAGAUAAGGAUUGUUGUAUAUAAAUUUAUUAUUUCGAUGACGGGAUGAGUAAAGUACCUUUGAUUUAAAAAAUCGAUUCGAUUUGAUUUCCGAACAGCUCUACUAUAUUAUACAAUACAAACAGUUCUUGAUUUAUCUUUAUUUAAAAUAUAUGCCAUUGUCAAAAACUUCAACAGCUUCGCCUGCAGGCGUCAUCCAAAAUGGCAUUUUUUUUAAAUCACGAUUUCAUUAAGAUCAAUGAUAUCAUGUCAAUUCAAGUUUUUUUUUAUUUUUAUAGUAUAGGUUGGCGUACGAGCAUAUGGGCCACCUGAUGGUAAGUGGUCACCAACGCCCAUAGACAUUGGCAUUGUAAGAAAUGUUAACCAUCACUUACAUCACCAAUGCGCCACCAACCUUGGGAACUAAGAUGUUAUGUCCCUUGUGCCUGUAAUUACACUGGCUCACUCGCCCUUCAAACCGGAACACAACAAUACCAAGUACUGCUGUUUUGCGGUAGAAUAUCUAAUGAGUGGGUCGUAGGUACCACCAGGAAUCGACUAUACAUUCGACCGUUAAGACAUUUAACGAAUAUAUUAUAUUUUUAUGAGUAAAUUUCAGUGUUUGAAAGUUUUGAUAUUUUAUUCAAAAAGAAUAUACUAAUUGUUGUUACGACAUUGUCAUUCCGCAUAUUGUUCGGCAUUAUUGUCAAAAUCUAUAUGAGUUUUAUUGAUUAUUCGAAUGUACUUAAAAGCUAAAAAGAGACUAUGAGAUUAUUUUUUUAUAAUGUACGAGUAUCUAAUGACAUUAGAAAACCUAUUUUUUUUAUCGUGUAAUUUUUUGAUAAUAAAUCGAUCUCUAAACGGCAAUAAUUUAAUAUAAAUUAUUUGAAAAGUUGAAAUCCAAAGUCAAUUUGUUACUAAUGUUAAUUGGUUACUAAUGUUUUGCUAAUAUGGCGGCGUCGUAUUUGUUUUAUAAUUAAAUUGUAAAAAAAAAACAUUGUAUUUUAUAUAAGUUUUUUUAAUAUACAAUAUAUAGCGGUUAAGUGAUUAAUGUUCAAUUAAUUUCUAAUACUCCUGAUUAUAAACAACGAAAUAAAAACAUAGAUAUACUUAAAACAUAAUUUGUCUUGAAGUAUUUGUAUAUUUUUGUAUAUAUAUAUUUUUACACCAAUAUAUUUGGUUUUAUGGACACUACCAUUGGUAGCUCGUGAAAUGUGCAGUAAAAUUUGAUCAAUUAGUAUUUAAAAAUGUAAAUUGGUGUGUAGCGAGUUGAACUUAGAUGUAGCCAUAGGACGUUUUGUUAUAGAGAUGUGUAUUUUUGUCUAUGUUUUAGGAUUUACAGAUUAAAUAUUUAAUAAUUGUCUCGAGAUUUAGUAUAAAAUUGUUUGACUAUGUAGUUUUCUAAGAAAAUGUUAUUAUUAAGCUUGAAAGAAUAUGAGUAUAUUUUAAUGAUAUUAAUUAUUUAAAAUGGAAUAUUAUAUGAAUACAUUACGCCUGUUUCGUUAUA